AUGGUGGAGUUGCCCAACCAUUCGGGCGAUGAGAAAGACCCGCAUCCAACCGGUGAACAAGCUGUUGAGAUAAAAAGUGAACUCGACUUUGAAGUCACUCAACAAGAUGUGGAAAACUUGAAAACCCAAGUCAUAGCACAAUUAAUCAAUAAGACUACCAAUUUUCCUAAUUUAACGAAGUCACCGGCUCUUAUAGAUCAAUUCAAUGAAGUGUAUCACAUUUUUGAACAUACGGUAAAAGAUAGGGAAGGGCAUUCAGCAUUGGUUAUAGGACCAAGAUCAUCAGGGAAAUCAGCAAUAGUUGAAAGAGCGUUGAACGAUUUACUGGAAAAAUAUAAAGACGAAUUCAUUGUCAUUAGGUUAAGUGCAUACUUACAUUCGGAUGAUAAUAUUGCCUUGAGAGAAAUUGCUAGACAGUUGGACUAUCAUUCAAAAAAAUUUAAUAAUGAUGAAGAUAAUGAGACAUUGACCCAUAAAUUCGAACAAAGAGGUAUAAGUGAUACAUUCAAUAAUAUUUUGGCUAUCCUAGAUGAUGCACCAAGCAAUUCCAAAGAUUCAGAUCAGUCUUUACAAUCAGCGGCAAUCAUAUUUGUUAUCGAUGAGUUUGAAAAGUAUACUGGAAAUAACAAACAGGCGCUUUUGUAUAACUUGUUUGACUUGUCUCAAACAUCUUCAAUUCCAAUUUGUAUUUUGGGGAUAUCAACUAAGAUCACCACUGGUGAAUUAUUAGAGAAAAGGGUCAAGAGUAGAUUCAGUCAAAGAAUCAUCUCUAUUAAUCGCCCGAAAACCGUGGAAGAGUUUUGGGAAAAUGCAAAGCUCAAUUUAAUAGUCGAUGACAAAUUAUUGGGAAAUGAAAAGUAUACUCAUUUAUGGAAUGAGCAUAUCAAUAAAUUAUUCAAUGAAAAAUCCUUCGGUCAAGAUUUGAGAUCAUCAUCAAAUCUACUAAAAAUCGUUUAUCAAAUCUAUUUCACUACCAAGAACUUCAAGGAAUUCAAUAAUAAUUGUAUUUAUCCAGUGUCUAGACUAUCGAUUGAGUCACCUUUUCUUAGAGAUUCUGAUUUCACUCGGUAUUUGUCAAAACAAUCUACAAAUAACAUUCAGGACAUCAUAAAAUCCUUAUCUACUUUGGAAUUAUUACUAGUUAUUGCAGCUGCAAGAUUCAUCGAAAGAAUUGAUUUACAAGUUAUUAAUUUCAAUAUGGCCUACAAAGAGUACGAAGAUAUGAUGAAGCUCUUCAACAUGGCUUCGACAACUUCAAAUAACGCUACUACCAAUUCAUACAUUGAUAAUAUCGUUUUAACUAACUUGAAAGUCACUCAAAAGACUUGGCUGUCAAAAGUUCUUAAAAAUAGUUGGGAAACACUCUACAAAUUGGGGGUAAUCAUAGAUGUCGUCACUCAAAGUAAUGAAUUGAACGCAGCCAACAACAACAUCAAUAAGAAUUUCAUUAUUGAAGAAAAUAAAAUGGUUCAACUUGACGUUACCUUAGAAGAACUAGCCCAAAUAAUGGAAGACUCUACUGUAUUCAAAAAGCUUACCAAAUUAUGA
Hyphopichia burtonii NRRL Y-1933 is the source of this 1548-nucleotide messenger RNA. It is a transcript of the gene ORC4, whose product is annotated as origin recognition complex subunit 4. The coding region runs from base 1 to 1548 and encodes 515 amino acids. Gene Ontology annotation, biological process: DNA replication initiation; DNA replication. Gene Ontology annotation, cellular component: nuclear origin of replication recognition complex; nucleus. The transcript has a single exon. Gene Ontology annotation, molecular function: DNA replication origin binding. The record is from RefSeq and is a predicted model, not a curated record. NCBI's taxonomy places the organism in Eukaryota, Fungi, Ascomycota, Pichiomycetes, Serinales, Debaryomycetaceae.